UCGUCUUCUCCAAUGUAGGAAACUGUAAUCAACCGUUUCUUUCACUCGCUAACCGGCAAAAUUGUCUUGAUCGAUCAUAUCGAAGCAGAGUUUGGUUUUCCAGGUACGGAAUCUCGGCAAUCCUCAUCAAAUUUGAAGCAGCGUGGCCGGCCGGUCAGUCGAUCAAUUAAUCUGCGUAUAUGUUUGUCAGAAAACUGGUAGAGAAGGCUUCAAAGAAGCCUGGAGGGAGCUCAGAUGGGUUGAAAUCGAGUGAUGUGGACCCACGUGUUGUAUUCCAUUAUGGCAUUCCAUCAGGGUCCGCCAUGCUUGCUUAUGACACCAUUCAAAAUAUAAUAGCCAUUUCUACAAAGGAUGGAAGAAUUAAACUAUUUGGAAAAGAUAAUUCUCAGGCUUUACUUGAAUGUGAUGAGAAACGACCAAGCAAAUUCUUACAGUUCAUUCAGAACCAAGGCAUCCUUCUCAACAUUACUUUACAGAACCAAAUUGAGGUUUGGGACAUAGAAAAGAAGAAGUUGUCUCAUGUGCAUGCUUUUAAAGAGGAAAUCACCUCUUUUGCAGUUAUGCAACAUGGCCUCUACAUGUAUGCUGGGGAUUCUGCUGGUAACAUUUCAGUUUUGAAGUUAGAGCAAGACCCUCAUCAUAUUGUACGAAUGGAAUACCGCAUUCCUAUAUCAGCUUCUCAAGGAAAUCUUUCUGAAGCCUCUACUGAUACUGCUGUUGUACAUGUUCUGCCUCAACCAACAGCUGAAAGUAAGAGAAUCCUAAUAAUAUUUAGAAACGGCCAUAUUUCCUUGUGGGACAUUCGAGAAAGCAAAUCUAUCUUCACAACAGGUGGAAAUAUGUUGCAGUCACUACAUGAAGAAACAAAGAAAGUGACAUCUGCUUGUUGGGUUUGUCCUUUUGGUAGUAAGAUUGCUGUUGGUUAUAGCAACGGUGAUAUUUUACUAUGGGGGAUUCCUUCUACCCUAAAUCUAAAGACUGAAAUAUCUUCUGAGACUGCCAUCAAGAGCACUCCAAUAUGUAAACUAAAUCUUGGAUUUAAGUCAGAAAAAAUUCCAAUCACAUCACUGAGAUGGACUGAAGCUGAUAGGAAGGCAAGUCGACUUUAUGCUUUGGGAGCCUCUGACAUGGCUUCCACAAAUCUCUUUCAGGUAGUGUUACUGAAUGAGCAUACUGAAUCUCGGACAAUCAAGUUAGGACUUCAAUUACCAGAACUUUGUAUUGAUACGGAGAUCAUUGUGAACUCUAGUGAGCAAAGCAAGCAUAAAAUUGAUGUUCUCCUCCUGCUAGGGAAAUCUGGACAUAUUUAUGCUUAUGAUGAUAAUUUGAUAGAGAAGUAUCUUCUGCAAUCUCGAUCUAGAUCUCCACCUUCUCUCCCAAGGGAGGUCAUGGUAAAGAUUCCAUUUGCAGGCUCUACCAUAACUACUGCAAAGUUCAUUUCAAACCAGCAGUGCAUAUUAAGUUCUUCGGAUGAGGAUUAUCUAAUGCUGGGAAGAAGUAUUCCAUCACUUUUGCACUUUGAGACGAAGGCAAAAGAUGGAACUUAUCCCUUCAGUGGGUUUACAAAGAUUAAAAAUCUAUACAUUACUGGACACAGAGAUGGAACCAUCAACUUCUGGGAUGUGACAUGUCCAUUUUUCAUCCCUCUGUUAUCAUUAAAGCAACAGACUGAAGACUAUUCUUCAAAUGGCGCUGCAUUAACAGCAUUGUAUUAUGAUGGAAACUCUCGAGUUCUUCUUUCGGGAGAUCACAGUGGAAUGGUUUGCAUCUACAAAUUAAAACCUGAGCCCUAUGCAACAGAGAACAGUUUUAUGUUAUUCCAAGAAAAUACAAAGAAAGGGAAUAAUCACAUUAUCCAAAGCCUUAAACAUAUCAAGGUUAAGGGUCCUGUAAUUGCUCUAGCCACAAGUCACGGUUCAAGACAUCUUGCAGUUGGAUCAGAUCAAGGAUAUGUUUUAAUAGUUGACAUUGAGGGGCCAACUUUACUAUGCGAAAAGCAUAUUGCAAGCGAAAUCUGCCUAGGCAUCAUAUCUUUGCAGUUUGGAACCUGCAGUUUGCAAGGUUUUGAGAAGAAUGUUUUGGUGGUUGCGACCAGGGAUUCAUCAGUUCUGGCUCUUGAUAGUGACAAUGGAAACAUGCUUAGCACUAGCAUGGUUUGUCCAAAGAAACCUUCCAGAGCUUUGUUCAUGCAGAUCUUAGAUGGACGAGAAUCAUUUGCUAAAAGUUCAAAUACGUCAGACAGUCUGGACUUAAACAGAGGGAAUCUUACUGAGGAUGUUACACCAAAGCAGUCACAUCUACUGCUAUGUUCUGAAAAAGCUGUUUAUGUCUAUUCCUUGGUUCACAUUCUCCAGGGUGUUAAGAGGGUGCACCAGAAGAAGAAGUUCCACUCCUCUUCUUGUUGCUGGGCAUCAACAUUCUGCAGCGCCUCUGAUAUGGGCCUUAUACUCCUUUUCAGUAGUGGAAAAAUUGAGAUAAGGUCCCUUCCAGAGUUAGCCCUAUUAAAGGAAACUUCUAUUCGAGGCUUCUCAUACUCUCCACCAAAAUCAAAUUCAUUAUCAGACAAUAUAAUAUGCUCCUCGGUGGAUGGUGAUCUUGUUAUGUUGAAUGGUGAUCAGGAACUCUUUGUCAUGUCAGUUCUGCCCCAGAAGCAGAACUUCAGGCUUUCUGAGUCUGUUGGUCAAGUCUACAGGAAGGACCUAAUGGGGUCUCAAGAGUGUCUUGCAUCUGGACCCUUAACCCCAAAAGAGAAAAGGAAGGGAAUAUUUGGCUCCGUUCUUAAAGACAUGAAAGGAAGUAAAACAAAGCAGGUACCAGAUAUAGAAACGGAGGACAGCAAAGAAAGUAUUGGAGAACUCUCAACAAUUUUUUCAACAGAGAAUUUUCCAAGCAAUAUUGAGAAUAAAGAUUAUACAGAUGAAGAGUUAGAGUUAAACAUAGAUGACAUUGACAUCGAUAAUCCUGGCGAGAAACCCAAAGAACAGAAUAUGUUGGCAGCUCUUAACAAACAGAAACUGGCAACCAAACUUCAGUCUUUCAAAGGAUUUUCAGGAAAAUUUAAGCAGAAGAAGGUAAAGAAUGAGGAAAAUGUGAGAAAAGACGAGCAAGAAGAUGACAGAGACAGUGCAGUUAAUCAAAUCAAGAAGAAAUAUGGAUUUUCUUUGUCUGGUGAAUCUAGCUUCGCCAAAAUGGCAGAAAGCAAACUGCAUGAGAACGUCAAAAAGCUCCAGGGAAUCAGUUUGAAAACUAGUGAUAUGCAGGACACUGCAAGGUCCUUCUCAGCUAUGGCCAAAGAGCUGCUACGAACUGCAGAGCAGGACAAACGAAGCUGAUGAUGGCCUUACCUGCUUUUAUUAUACUGUUGUCCAUUGAGCAGUAAAUAUGUCGAUCUUCAGUUUUUCUUUUUCUUUGUAUUCUUUUGUACAUAUUUGCUCAUUGAUUUCCACGUCAAUAGUUAUUUACAGUCAGUACUGUGUUUUCUUAUGUUUUUUAUUGUAUUCAAUGCAUCAAAUUUUAUCAAUUUUAAUAGAACAUAUUUUUGGGAGGCA
Messenger RNA from Carica papaya (papaya), 3548 nucleotides. It is a transcript of the gene DAW1, whose product is annotated as Transducin/WD40 repeat-like superfamily protein. The record is from RefSeq and is a predicted model, not a curated record. Gene Ontology annotation, cellular component: plasma membrane; cytoplasm. Gene Ontology annotation, molecular function: GTPase activator activity; syntaxin binding; myosin II binding. Lineage: Eukaryota; Viridiplantae; Streptophyta; Magnoliopsida; Brassicales; Caricaceae. Gene Ontology annotation, biological process: Golgi to plasma membrane transport; exocytosis.